Messenger RNA from Tremella mesenterica DSM 1558, 714 nucleotides. RefSeq lists its product as uncharacterized. The annotation marks the transcript as partial. The record is from RefSeq and is a predicted model, not a curated record. Gene Ontology annotation, biological process: protein phosphorylation. Gene Ontology annotation, molecular function: protein kinase activity; ATP binding. The transcript has 6 exons. NCBI's taxonomy places the organism in Eukaryota, Fungi, Basidiomycota, Tremellomycetes, Tremellales, Tremellaceae.
UGGACGAUAACGAGCCUGGAGGUCACACAUGAGGAGCGCAUCGCAUCUGGUCCUUUUGCCGUCAUAUGGAGAGGCAGGUGGCAAGGUCGUACAGUAGCCAUCAAAGAACUCAACGAACAUGCCGAUAGAGAUCUAUUCAUCAAGGAGGUUGACGUAUGGAGAAGACUGAGGAGUACCUUCAUCCUCGACUUCCUCGGUGCAUCCAGUACGACCGGACCUGCACCUUGGUUCCUAGUCAGCCCAUUUAUGAAGAACGGCAACGUCCUCCAAUAUCUACGUACCGACUUGGGAAAGCAAGCGAACAAGCUCGCUUUGAUCCAUCAGAUUUCGCAGGGGUUAGAAUAUCUGCACUCUCGAUAUAUCCUUCACGGGGACGUGAAGGCUUCAAACGUUCUUAUCGGUGAUGAUGGUCAAGCACUCCUGUGCGACUUUGGUCUUAGUCGACUGAAGAUGGAUAUGAGCACAAAGUCUCAGAGAGAUUCGACCAAACCCGCCCUUCCUGUGGCCGGGACGAUGCGGUGGCAGAGUCCUGAACGACUUGCUGGUGGUCAAGUGACAUGGCAAUGUGACGUAUAUUCCUUCGGUAUGGCGAUAUACGAGAUCGCCACAAAUGGUCAAAUUCCAUAUGGAUAUGUGGAUGACUUGUAUGUUAGAAAAGACAUUCAGAGUGAGAGGUCUCAGUACAUUGUGAUCCCCCAAGAACUGACAGAGUAG